CCCGACUUAUGGUCUCGUCCUUCACCUUCAAUGUCACGCUUGUACAGACGGGAACAUUGAACGUGUGUGUAUACACAUGAACCAUGUUUAAUUUUAGGUGUGUGUUUAAUUCAGCGAGCACUUUAUGCCGACAGUUAAUCACCCCGCUGAAUGUCAACGGGACCGCCUCACAGUGUGGAGUCAGAAGGCUGCCGCAGCAGAGGCCGUUGUUCCUCAGCGCUGUGAGACACCAGGAGGUGGAAGCUAGCACGGGGAAAGACUUCAGCCAUUUCCCCCCUAUGCCUGGUCAAGACAGUCCACUGAGAUGGGCUGGGAAGAAGUUUGAAGAGUUACCAAUUAUUCACAUAAAAGCAACAUACAACAACACACACAUCCAGCUUACAGACAGCACAGGACAGUCUUUGGUCCGGACGUCCUGUGGCACAGAAGGCUUCAAGAACAGCAAGAAGUCGACGCCCAUUGCCGCGCAGACCGCAGGCAUCUCUGCUGCAGCGAAAGCCACAGUAAAAGGAGUUACGUUUGUUCGUGUUGUGGUCAAAGGUCUUGGUCCUGGACGUCUGUCUGCAAUCAAAGGCCUGACGAUGGGAGGCCUGCAGGUGAUAUCGAUCACGGACAACACGCCUGUGCCACACAACGGAUGCCGCCCACGUAAAGCCAGAAGGAUCUGAUGCCGCCCCGAUGCCGCAGAGCUUUGUAUGGAAGCUGUUAACUUGGACUACGCUAAUAAAGUGUUUUGUUAUGUAACUCUGCUGCCUCUGAGCUCACUGUGCAUAUUGUGUUUGAGGGGAAACAGCAGAUGUUAAUAAGCAGUUGCCGUUCCUGUUGACUUGUGCACAAACAUUCAGUCUCUGCAGAUUCACUUGCUUUAGUUUUCACACUGUGGAAAAGAAGCAAUGUGCUUUCCCAUCUCUUAUUUUCAAGCCAAGUAGUGUUGUAAAUAUUGCAUUUGCAGAAUUGUUCAGUAAUAUGAUUUCUUUUUCUACGUUUCUUUUGGUAUAACCAUUGAAGUUCACCUAGUUUGGGUGGGACAUGUCAGCACAGAAUUGUAUCAAACAUUCACCAGCUCAAAGAAAAGUAACUCCUGUCUUUUCUUCUAUCCUCAUUCAAAGGUCCUUGCAUCCGUCAACACAUCAGAACCAAACAGUUUAGUCCUGCUGGUCAAUGUGAAUGAGUUCAGCUGGUUCAGAACAACAAAUAAAGGGGUAGCUUUUUGAUUUUACUUCAAAUAAAAUACAAGCAUACUGAA
Messenger RNA from Xiphophorus couchianus (Monterrey platyfish), 1246 nucleotides. It is a transcript of the gene mrps11, whose product is annotated as mitochondrial ribosomal protein S11. The record is from RefSeq and is a predicted model, not a curated record. Gene Ontology annotation, biological process: translation. Gene Ontology annotation, molecular function: structural constituent of ribosome. The transcript is spliced from 6 exons. Gene Ontology annotation, cellular component: ribosome. Bases 84 to 668 code for a protein of 194 amino acids. NCBI's taxonomy places the organism in Eukaryota, Metazoa, Chordata, Actinopteri, Cyprinodontiformes, Poeciliidae.